UUAUGGGAAAAAUAUUAAUUUAUAUGGGUAUUUUUGGAAAUACCCAACUGGCACAACAACAUGAGAUGGCACUCACGCACACGGAAAAGGACUGCAAGGCAGAGAGUGAAGCAAGAAAUGGCAUGGUGCUCGGCUGCGCACUACAGGGAGAGAUGCUGGGCAGAUCAAAACGCAGAGCUCGAAAACGUGAAACGCAGAGAAGAAACACUGGGCUGAGACGUGCGCACUAUAGGACGAAACGCGCAGCAGAAAUGGAGAAGUGGAACGCGAGCGGGCUGGAGCAAAACGCAUGCACUGCAGACGUGAAAUGCUGGGAGCUGGAACGCAAACCUGGGCUGACUCACGCAUGCUCAAAACGCAGGAAAUCGAGACGCGAAAUGCAGAACUGGGCUGGGCGAGACUCAAAACGCACGAAACGGAGAGGUGAAACGCGGAUCUGUGCUGAACACUGCAGGGACGCACUCACGCGGACAGAAACGCACGAAGAGGAGCUCAAAACGCAAAUGCAAACCUGUGCUGAGCUGAGGCAAAAUGCAGGAAAUGGAGAUGAAACGCGAACGAGCAGAACGCGAGCUGGGGCUGACUCAAAACGCACAGCAAGGAGAGCGAAACACAGUGGGCUGAGAGGCAAAAUGCAUAGUAUAAAAAGAAAUUUUUUUGCUCUUCUACGCUUGGAAGUCAAAAUUAAAAGCUGA
Molecule: messenger RNA, 695 nt
Organism: Juglans regia (Persian walnut)
Lineage: Eukaryota; Viridiplantae; Streptophyta; Magnoliopsida; Fagales; Juglandaceae
Exons: 2
Coding region: 3-695 (230 amino acids)
Source: RefSeq, a predicted model, not a curated record